Stegostoma tigrinum is the source of this 7505-nucleotide messenger RNA. RefSeq names its product myocyte enhancer factor 2b (gene mef2b). The coding region runs from base 448 to 1758 and encodes 436 amino acids. NCBI's taxonomy places the organism in Eukaryota, Metazoa, Chordata, Chondrichthyes, Orectolobiformes, Stegostomatidae. Gene Ontology annotation, molecular function: DNA-binding transcription factor activity, RNA polymerase II-specific; protein dimerization activity; RNA polymerase II cis-regulatory region sequence-specific DNA binding. Gene Ontology annotation, biological process: positive regulation of transcription by RNA polymerase II. The record is from RefSeq and is a predicted model, not a curated record. The transcript has 10 exons.
UGGGCCCGCGGUGUCCAUCAGUUCCAGGCAGAGAGACAAGAUCUAGUGAUGGAGCGAAAGCUUUCACUCCGUUAAACUGUAAAUUAACUGAAAACAUAAAUAACAGGGAAAGUGCAGGGCAGGAACAGUGUAAUGAGGCCGAGCACUUGGUACUGCAGCGAUUGACAGGGGUUGUCAAAGCUCCUAGCAUCACCGAUCCCGUUGCAACCUUCAAACAGAACAAGGCGGUGUAUUUGAAAAGCGAAGUGUUUUUCCUUCUGACGGUCGUGCCCAGUUUUUAAUCAUCCCGGAGUGGAUUUUCCUUUUCGUGUUCAAGUUUUCAUCAGAAAACGCCGGAGGAGUGGAUUUUGGGGAGUUCGACUGCGAAGUGUCAGGUGAUGACAAAGGAACCGUUUUGUACUCAGAUUUGAAACAUCAGAGACAAUAUUGUUUGACAAACAGUGAGAAAUGGGGAGAAAGAAGAUACAGAUUUCCCGGAUUGUUGACCAGCGGAAUCGACAGGUGACCUUCACUAAGAGGAAGUUUGGCCUGAUGAAGAAAGCGUAUGAACUGAGUGUACUAUGUGACUGUGAGAUUGCGCUCAUUAUCUUCAACAGCACCAACCGACUCUUCCAGUACGCCAGCACUGACAUGGACCGCGUGCUACUCAAGUACACGGAAUACAGUGAGCCACACGAAAGCCGCACAAACUCUGACAUCCUUGAGACGCUGAGAAAAAAGGGUUUAAAUGGAUGUGAGAGCCCAGACCUGGAGAUUGAUGAUUCCGUUGAACCAAGCCUGGAGGUAACUGACAAAUACAGAAAAUAUGAAGCAGUGAAUCACAUGAACAACAGACAAAGGGUUUGUGCAGGCACUCUGUCUAACCAUGAAGUGUCCAUUCUGGCUGCAACACAGGGUGCCACCAAUUUGGCCUACAGCAACCCAACUGGCUCCAUCCUAAAUCGAGGACCAUUGCCACAACCAAUCAUAUCUCGAAGUGCUCAUUCAUCAGGGUUGACAUCACAAGUGUCUACAAUUUCACAUUCAGGUGCUGGUUACUUGAAUACCCACAUCUCACCAGGGAUGCUGGUCACCCCUGGUAACCUUAACAGAACUGUGGCAACAAGGUCCCCGACCCCUGUGAACCUUGGGCCUGAGAACCGCAGAAGUGAAAUGCACACAGUCUCAACUGGCUCCAGGAACAUGGUCGCUUCACUGAGAACGAAUACAUCAGCUCUACAGCCCACCUCACCGAUGGUUACCAUGGCAACUCCCAAUCUGCCAGGCCAUGGAUUGGGGAGUUACUCUUCUGCACUGACUGGUUACACACUUAACGACAACGCCUCUGUCUCUGCGUACAACUCACCAGGUGGUACCCAUCAGGAGCAGACUGCUAUUUGGCCACUGCGGCAGCACCACCAGCCGCACCAGGCUGAUCUUCAGUCUUCAGCACACUCCCAUCUGGGGGUUAUUGGUAACUCCCACCUGAGCCAAAGCUCCAACCUGGCCUUGCCUACCUUUCAAGCAGUGAGCGUCAAAUCGGAACGCGCCUCCCCCCACAGCGAUGCCGGAGGUGGAGGGGGUGGGGGUGGUGCCAGCGGAAUGUUCCAGCACCACGAGGGACGCUUGGGGCUCAGUGGGCUGGACAGCCCCUGUGAAGAGCCCAAGGAUUACGCCAAGGGUUACCAGUGCCCCAUUGUGUUGACCAGGCCCCUGGCCAGAGACGAGGACAGCCUCGGGGCCAAGCGGAUGCGCCUUGUGGACGGCUGGCAGAGAUGACUCCCUGUGGUUAAGCCAUUUCAAUGAGAAACUGGUGGAGGAAGCUCCUGGAUCUCGCUUUUGUAUUUUUUUUUGCAGUUAUUCCUGCGCUCUUUAUCACAGGGGCCAGGAAUUAGUUCACGUUGAAUCUGUAACCCUUUGAGAACCACUUGUCUGAGGGCGGGGGGGUGCAGAGGAACAGGACAAGAGGUUUGUUCCUCCCCUCCCCCGCCCCUGCUUCUCUGCCCAGAAUCCAGGCUGGUUUGAGGCCUUCACUCAGGCUUCUGUCAUUGUGUUUCUGUCUACAGGUUGUUUUGUUUUAAAUUCCUUCUCCUGCCCUUCCUCCUUCAGUUCUGCAGAAACCCUGGGUAGAUGCGUGCUCUGUGCCUUCCUCCUGUUUGUGUGGUGAUUUCUAUUUGACCCAUGAAUGGUCCUGAGCUCAGUUCCUGCCUGAAGGAGGAAGGGAGACCCAGACAGGACAGGAUAGGGCAAGCACUGAGUGUGCGUGGUUGGCCUGGAUGCUGGGGGCCCUGUUAAUGUGCAGCCGAAGUGGCCAGCUCUCACCUGUAUAAUGGCAGGCUGUUUGGCUCUAAGUGGCAUCACAGUCAUGCACACUCCUCUUUUUUCCUGCUGUGAUGGGAUAUGGGUGUCGCAGGCUGGGCCAGCAUUUAUUGCCCAUCCCUAGCUACCCUUGAGAAGGUGGUGAGGAGCUGCCUCCUUGAACCGCUACAGCCCAUGUGCUGUAGGUUGACCCGCAAUGCCUUUUAGGGAGGGAAUUCCAGGAUUUUGACCCAGGGAGACUGAAAGAAUGUUGAUAUAUUUCCACAUCAGGAUGGUGAGUAGUUCAGAGUGAAACUUGAAUGUGGUAUUAUAUCUGCUGCCCUUAUCCUGUUGGGUGGUAAAAGGUAGUGGGGUUUGGAAUGCUGGUCAAUGAGUUGUUUCUGCACUUUCACUGACCUCUAUCCACACACGUAGAGUGGAUAGUGAACAAUAAUGUGGAACAAGGACAUAGGCUCAGCUUCCAUUCUUUGCCCUGUAAGGUUGUGAGGUGGAAUGUAGUAUCCCAGCUAUAACAGUAUGUGGAUUAUUGUGUUCAGAAAUCAUGGAUGGAAAGGAUACAUUUUUAUCACCAAACAAUGGGUGUGGGCUGUAAGUCACCCACAGCCCUGCAAAGAUCAGGAAGUUAUUUUUGCUUGCCUCACCUUCGCUUGUUUUGUACCAAGGGAAAGCAUUAACCUGGGCAAGACUGACGGUGCUAUGGUGUCUGGCUGUUCAGAGAGGAGUUGAGGGUUGACAAGGAAAUGCAACUGAAAGUAGAUGCCAUUGAAUGGAUGUUGUCAAUCCCUAACAAAUCAUUGUCAAUCCUUCACCCAGCAGAUAUGUCUCAUAUUGACAAGGGAAGGUAGAGAUUAAUUGAAUCAAGUUACCGGGUGGGAAUCCUUACGGAUUUGGCGCUUUGUACCUGUUUUGAUAUUGUUCCUCACUGUCUUCGGAGAGUCAAAUUGGGUAGGAUGUGAAAACACUGUUACAGUUGAUCCUGUCAGGCCAUGUGGAUUAAAAUGGCCGUUGGUUAGAUAUAAAUAUGGUGUGUUUUGUCAUUUGUUACAUUUUUAGGGGUUGGCUUGCUCAGUUGGCUAAACUGCUGGUUAGUGAUGCCAACAGCAUCAGUUCAGUUCCUGCAGCAGCUGAGAUCAUCACGAAGGACUCUCCUUCUUGACCUCUUCCCCUCGGCUGAGGUGUGGUGACUUCAGGUUGAAUGACCACCCAUCAUCUCUGUCUAAUGAAAGAGCAAUUCUAUGGUCUGGUAGGACUGUGGCAACUUUAUUAAUCACAGAUUGAAAAUGGACUUCUGUAAGCCCCGGGUAUCUUAAAAUAGAAUGCAAUGACCCAGCUCCAAGUUUUCCAGCUUUUCCCGAAUUGCAGUGGGAAUGUAUCACAGGUUCUCCGUGUUCCUGAAUAUCUGGGUCUUGAAGGGUUAAAAUGCCCCUGGUUUCAAAUGGGAGACCGUUCCUUUGUUAAAUAUUGUUCUGUUUUAUAUUUUAAAAGUGAAGUUUUUUCGCAGUGCGAAUAGAUUUGUGUCACUUUUUUCUCUGUUGUGUGAGACCUGUUUAAAGGUGGGGAUUUGGGGUUAAGGGGAAAGUAUGUGGCAAACCCUAACCCUCUGUGCAUUCAGAGAGUGCGUGCUUGUGUUACUGUUUUGUCACCAGAAUGCAUUUGUCCAAGUGACACAAUGCUUUCUUUAACAUAUUUGUGCUCUGUAAACACAAGGCAGCUUAUCAGACGUAUUUAAGAACAAUUCCCUUCAUUCCCCUUUCUCUACUUUUACGUCCCUUGUCCCUCCACUCCCUUCUUUUGCACUCUCCUUUCUCCCCUUCAUCUCUCACUUUCCUUCCUUUCUCUCUCUGUCUCCUGUUCCUACCUUUUCCCUCUCUUCCCUUUUUCUCCCCGCAACUCCCCUCUGCACCCCAAUAAUUAAGAGACAGUUCCUUGUCAAGAGCCCAGCGCCAGUGAGAAAGUAAUGAUUCAGUGCGGCUUACCCUUAGAAAUUCUCAUCGGUCGAUAUAAGCAUCAAAUAUGUAUUUGUUAGAGGGAAAGUCAGUAUGUUACCAAUGACUUGGUAUCUUUUAAUUGAAGGGUUUCAGUUAAUUUUUCCAGAAUAUAAGAAAACUUUAGUGGUCAGACCAUGAUCCCUUGCCACUGUACCAAACCCAUCUUAAAGCUAACUUCAGGACAGCAUUGAACAUAGAUGAAAGUCUUUUGAUCUCAGAAAAAUAGGAUGUUUGUAACUUCACUGAAUUGUCUAGCUCUGAAUUGGAGAUGAUAUUGGUCAAGGGAAACCAUAUAUUGAAAUAAACUGAACAAAAAAUUGGCCAUUAUUGCUGAAAGUUACAGGACUCUGAGAGACGUCAGUACUUAUCGUUUUAUUUAUAAUGGGAGUUACUUGAGGUGUGCUGCGAACUCUGUGCAUUGAAUUUCAGUCUUACUUUUUAUAUUUGAAGCCUGUCAAAAAGAGCACACUUCUUUUAUUUAUCUGCAAUGUCCUUUAUCUGCAUUUGGUGUCAUCUCCGUCCCUUGAUGUUGUUCGUGCUGUCAUUCCCUGAUAAAAUUGAUCCAUUGGGAAGCUCUCCUAGAACCUUCCCCCAUCUUUGGACAAUGUGCAAGAGCAACUUUAUGGCCAAAUUCAAUCUCUGUUUGAUUUCCAAACUCUUUGUUGCUCCCUCCAGCGCUGCUUUUCCAAUCAAUGAUCCUUUAACUUUCCUCUCUUUUUCCUCCUCAGCUCCAAAUCUCCUGCCAUACCCAGUCUUCCCCUUCCCUGAAUCUUCACUGACGAGACAAAGACUCAUCAUAAAGUCACAGAAUCAAAUCCUUCCAAACAGUAAAGCCUUACAUAUCUCCCAGUCUCCCUCUCAUCUGUCCAUAGACUCGCAAGCUUGCUGUCAUCCAACCAUUGUUCUUGGUUUGCUUCAUCUUGACUGAUGUGCUACUCAUUAAUAAACUGAACCAGGUAUUCAUGAGAAUCUUCUUUACCCCAGACAGUGGCAAGAAUGUGGAACUUGCUCUCACAAAUAGAGAUGAAUAGCAUUAGGUGGUUGCUUAAUUAAACAUGAGCGAGAAAGGAACAGGGAUGUGGAUUGGGUUAAAUGAAGAGAGGGUUGGUGCAGAUCAUCAACACCAGAAUGGACUGGUUGGUCUAAAUGGCCAGUUUCAGUACCGUGAAUGCUUCUGAAUUUUAUUGGUGCCCUACCAUUGAGAAUCUUCACCCUGGAUUCCCAAUUUUCAAAAUUAAACAUUGUGAAAACCAUAAAUCGAUUGUAAUGAAAGAAAUCCUCAGACUUGGUUCCUGUAAUUGAGGGCUGACUUGCCUGAAGGGAGAAACUGUAGAUUUUUGAUCCUGAUGAUUAGUCCACAGGGGAAGAGUGCAAUAAGACGCAGGUUGUAAUACAGCAUUGGGUGCGAUGGAUCCUCAAGUGUGACAGAGAUUAAUUGUAAUAAGGCUUUGGUUGCAAGGGGAAGUGGAGCAGUUGGUGCAGUGAGGCAAUGAUGGAUUGUGAUGGGACAUGAGCCCAAUGCCAUUCCAAGGACACUGACUGUAGAGGAGCUUCAGUAUGGUAGGAAGGGUUAUGUCCUACAGAAGUUGUUACAGGUGAUUUCCCAGUCAGUCGAUAAGCAUUUUCCCUGCAAUGAAGUACACAUGUUGCCUGUGUCACUGAUUGGAACAUAUUGUUAGGCUAUGAGAGAUGUCAAAGUAAACGGGUCGAGUCAGAUAUAUACCUGGAGAUUUAAUCAUACGGUCUUUCAGCGCCAAACAUCCCACCCAGUUCUGAGGAAGGGUCACCAGACCUGAAAUGUUAACUCUGUUUUCUCCUCCACAGAUGCCACUAGACCUGCUGAGCUUUUCCAGCAACUUUGUUUUUGUCCCACCCAGUCACAUAGUCUUAUUUUUCAACUCCAUUUUUUUAAUUACUAAUGAACAAGCAUUUUUAAAAAGUGUGUGUUUUUAUAUUACUGUAUUUAUUUUAGUUCCUGCUGUAAUUAAGCUUCCAGGUUUUGCUUGCAGCAGUGUCCAGGAGAUUGUCCUCUUAUUCCUGGUGAUUCCAGGCCAGUUCUGGACAGUUGGCAUCAGCUGAUACAUCAUGACACAUGCAGCUCUGCAAUUGUUGACGACAGUCACCCUGCACCAGCCUUUAAUGGACUGAAGGGUUAGGACACAUGCCAGCACAAUACAGAACCAUCCCAGGGACUGUUUGAUUGGUUUGGUUGAACGUGAGACAGGUCAAUAUCCUCACAACAAGGAGUUGUCUUUAAUUUCUAGAAUAAAGCCCAACUAAUUAGGUCUUGUUUUUAAAGCUACAAUGAGUAGCUGUCACUCCUACUGGUCUAAACUUGCCACCUUUUGGGGCGAAGUGGGUCAUUAUGUAAUAUCAUUUUACAAGGUCCUUUCAGAUGUUACAAGCAUUGAUCCAUUUUAUCACACAGACAUCCAUUCUUCUCUCUCCCUCUUCCCCCCCCCUUUGUCCCUCUCUCUCUCUCUCUCUCUUUGUUUUACAAUGCCUGGUGACUUGGUGUGGCAAACACUUCCUAGUAACUCGAGCUACAAGCUUGAUGGGGGAGCAGGGGGCACAAGGAGGGAGUAGUGCUACAGGCUGGUGAGGAGAGUGUCAGGCACAAGAGAGAAUGUGUGACGGUUCUGGGGGACAGGAUGAUGGACCUUGAAGAGAGGUUGCCCCCUCGGUGCUUAAUGUGUGAUGGGCUGUGGGAGAACAGAGCAAAAGAUGUUGCGUUAAAAAUUGGGGACCAUGCAACGUUUGAAAUGUACACAACGUGGGAGAGUGAGGUGUAUCUAUGCUGGAAAUGAGAGGAUCGGAUAAUCGUGAAUGUAAUUCCGAGAUGAUAUCCAGUGCUCAGGGAGGGUUAAUGGACUGGGGUCCUUUUUUUUUCAGUUUACUAACAACCAUUAACUUAAAAAGAAAGAAAAUUGAUGCAGAGGAGUCUGUACUACUCAUCCUUCACUCCGCCAAUAAUUUGAAUGAAGCUACGGUCUCUCAGGGGUUCUCUCCACGCUCAGUGAAGUUGGGUUAUACUGCCUGUCCAAAGUUGUGUUUUUUGCUGAUGUGCCAUUUAAGAAUGUUCCAGAUCUUUCCAGAAGUCUCUGCAUAAUUGACUUUAGAGAUUUCACUUGAAUAUUGCAGUGUCAUCUUUCUUUUCCAACCCUUGACCCACACCACGGGCUUGUACAUAAAGAAGGAGGUGAAAUUCUCCAGGGAAAA